Ostrea edulis (European flat oyster) is the source of this 3943-nucleotide messenger RNA. RefSeq names its product serine/threonine-protein phosphatase 2A 56 kDa regulatory subunit alpha isoform-like. Lineage: Eukaryota; Metazoa; Mollusca; Bivalvia; Ostreida; Ostreidae. Gene Ontology annotation, cellular component: protein phosphatase type 2A complex; cytosol; nucleus. Bases 336 to 1718 code for a protein of 460 amino acids. The record is from RefSeq and is a predicted model, not a curated record. Gene Ontology annotation, biological process: signal transduction; protein dephosphorylation. The transcript has 12 exons. Gene Ontology annotation, molecular function: protein phosphatase activator activity.
UCGCGUAUUCUCGUCCUCUCUACCACAUGACGUGAUAAACCUGCACAACUGAACUAGCAACCUAUAUUUCUGCAAAGAAAAUUAUUGUUUAUCACCCUUUCUGUGUUUUAUGGAUUACGAAAGUAUUUCAUUCUAAUACUAAACGUGAUAAAGGUGGACAUGAACAUAUUUUUGGCGGCGUAAUUUUGGUGAUUUUACAGAACGAGACCGGUUUUGUGUUACCACGGAUUUGACAAAUAUGCAUGUGUAAGAAGCCAUGAUGUUCUCGUAAAAGGCAAAACAAUUGAUAACUUAUGUACAUUACCAGGGGUUUUUUCUUCAACGUAAGGUAAACCAUGUCUGCAAGAGCGGUAGAUCGAAUAGACCCAUUCACUAGCAAAGCUUCAGUGAAGUCGAAAAAGCAAAAACGGUCUCAAGGGUCGUCGCACUAUCGGACCAAAAAUGCCCCAGAACUGCAAGCACUACCACAGUUAAAAGACACUGUUCCUGCAGAGCAACAAGAAUUGUUCAUUAAGAAAUUACAGCAAUGUUGUGUUGUGUUUGACUUUAUGGACCCUGUAUCAGACCUCAAAAGUAAGGAGGUGAAAAGAGCCUGUCUUAAUGAACUUGUGGAUUACAUCACAGCUACUCGAGGUGUUCUGGCCGAACCUGUGUAUCCAGAGGUGGUCCGUAUGAUUGCUUGUAAUAUAUUCCGUACAUUACCGCCAAAUGACAACCCUGACUUUGACCCAGAGGAAGAUGAUCCCACCUUAGAGGCUUCUUGGCCACAUUUACAGAUUGUUUAUGAAUUCUUCCUAAGGUUCUUAGAAUCUCCAGAUUUUCAACCAAGUCUUGCAAAGAAAUAUAUAGACCAAAAGUUUGUUCUGCAGUUGCUGGAGCUGUUUGAUAGCGAAGAUCCUAGGGAGAGAGAUUUCUUGAAAACAGUGUUACAUAGAAUAUAUGGAAAAUUUUUAGGUCUUAGAGCUUUCAUUAGGAAACAGAUAAAUAAUAUCUUCCUCAGGUUUAUAUAUGAAACAGAAUCUUUUAAUGGUGUUGGGGAAUUGUUAGAGAUUUUAGGCAGCAUUAUUAAUGGUUUUGCAUUACCUCUGAAAGCAGAACACAAGCAGUUUUUAAUUAAAGUCCUGAUACCUCUGCACAAAGCCAAGACCCUGAAUCUGUAUCAUGCACAGUUAGCUUAUUGCUCAGUGCAGUUUCUCGAGAAAGAUUCAUGUUUAACUGAGGAGGUUAUAAAAGGACUUCUAAAACUUUGGCCUAAAACCUGUAGUCAAAAAGAGGUUAUGUUCUUGGGAGAAAUUGAGGAGAUACUGGAUGUUAUUGAACCAACCCAGUUUCAGAAAGUCAUGGAGCCCCUGUUCCGGCAGAUAUCUAGAUGUGUCUCUAGUCCACAUUUUCAGGUUGCAGAAAGGGCACUGUAUUACUGGAACAACGACUACAUCAUGAGCUUGAUUGAGGAAAACUCCAAUGUUAUUCUUCCUAUAAUGUUCCCAGCCUUGUAUAAAAUCUCGAAGGAGCACUGGAAUCAAACUAUUGUAGCACUGGUCUAUAAUGUUCUCAAAACCUUCAUGGAAAUGAACGGAAAACUGUUUGAUGAACUUACUGCCAACUACAAAGCCGAGAGACAGAAGGAAAAGAAGAAGGAAAAAGAUCGAGAGGAGCUAUGGAAAAAGCUAGAGAAGAUAGAAUUUAAUAGUAAAAACAAGAUGAACAACAAAACUUAGUCUGCCAACAACAGGAACCGUUACUUUGUGUGCAUGUGUGUGUGAAUAGCUCCGCCCACGACUAUGCAGGUCGUGACCUCACUGUGGCUCAUCAGAAUGUAUAUGCGCAUGUUAAAUGUGUCAGGUAUUACAGAUACUGGGCACAGGAGUCAUGGAUUCUUUAUUUUUCAUGGACAUAGAAUGUUUAUCUACAGAGAGUUUAUCAAUGUUACUUAUAGCAUCUUGGUAGUGGCAUAAUAUUGUCAACUUUUUUGGGUUACACAUUGAAUUGUAGACAAAAUGUGACUACUUGUAUUAUAAAUUCGUAUUCCCCUGCCUUAUGCUAAAUGUUAAGAUAGUGCCAAGUGUGUACCAGUAGUGAAAUCAUUUCCUACUACACCCUUAUAUCUACCUAUUGUAUUGUAACUUAACUCACUAUGUAACAGGCUUCGGUUCAAAGAGAAAUGCUCCGUGGUUUAGUUUGCAGUCACUGGAGUAAGUGCUAUAUUGAGAGCAGUAUAAAUUGUGAACUAGACGAGUUGCCUCUGUUGAAGGAGGUUUAUCUACAUAUACAUAUGAAUUCUUCUUGUGAGUACUGAAUGCUAGAGAAGCUUCUGUAGUAUAAAAUUUGGAUGAAUUGUCCAGCUACCAGACCAUCCCUGACCCCUCUUCAAGUGUUCUGAACUGACCAGGUCCUCGAUAAUUUUUCUUAUCCCCCAACAGUGUAAUAUUACCACAUGUAAUUGCAUUUAUUGUCAUCAGAUUGAGUUCGAAUACAUAUACAAACACACACACAACCAUUGUCCCUGAAGAAAAAAGGAUUGUGUCUGCAUCAUUACUAAAGAAGGUGCAUUACAGUUAAUAGUUAAGAUCACAAAGCCCACAAUAUGUAACAUCAAAUCAAAAUCUCUUCAUCUUGUUAAGGUGUUAGAUGGGUCUCUUCAAGUCCAUUUAUUAUGAGUACUUCAGUUUUCAUCAGGUUCAAUAUCAUCAGAAGUGGUUGCAAACGAUAGAUGUGUUCACUUUAUUUCUGUUGUUUGUCUUGUGAAAUAAGUCGAUGAUUUCCCUUUCUGUCUGUUAAAUGUAAUACUAUUGUUUUUGUAAAAUCUACUAGUAAUAUCGUAAGCUUUCAAAUAUCAAGAGACAAACAUACUGAAGUUGUUUUAUAUCAUAUACCACUUUGGGAAGGCAUAUAUUUUUUAACACGUCGUAUUUUUAAGUGUUUGGUGGGGUAUUGAGUGCUUACAUUGUAUGACAAACCACUAUGGACUCUGCUGGUCAGAGUGGUAAUAAAUAAAUUUCAAAUACUACAGAGGCCAACUAGCAUAAUGUACAAUCUGUCCCAAUUAUUUUCAGUUCUAAUUGUACUGUGUGUGUACAUUGUUGAAUAAGUAUGUUUAAUGACAGAAGUAUUUAUUAAUCUGUGGCCCGUUUUAUUUUUAUUAUGCAAUAAAAUGUUGAUAUACAGAUAGUUUUUGAUGAGUGAAUGUGAAAAUAAUGUGUAUAGUCACCAAAGUUUUGUACAUAGUUUUGUAUUAUAUAAUUUGCAGACAAAAGCACAAAUGUACUGUACCUUCCUUGAUUUCUGAAGGAUAACUUCGUACCAGUCAGGUUCAGUGUUAUCUGAUUCUAUUUAUAUCUCUGAAUUAAGUAAAAAGUUGCAUUUCGACACACACCCUCUUCAUGUGAAUUAAUUUUUGGUUGUUUUUUUUAUCAAAUUGUAAAUGAUCACUAAAUUUUGUGUUGAAGGGAAUUUGUAAAAUUUAUCUUAUGAGAAUUCAGUAAAGCCUUUCUUGAUUUGAUUAUUAACUCAAAUCUCUGGGGUGUACUAUUCAUACAACUGCAUUCUUUUUAUGAUAAAGAACCAGUUUGGUGCUUUGAGCCCAGAACACAUUGUCCCAUUAGUAUGUACAUGCAUGUCACAGAUGAAUCGUGUAUACAUGUGAAUUUUUAUUUAGGAACAAAAUUUGUCCACUUGAUUGGCUUAUACAUUAAAAAAAAGCACCAGAAAGCAGCUUAUUUGGAAUGUUUGAGUUGUAUGUGCAAACUAUCUUUAACAAAUUGGAAAAUUUAUUUUCAGUUCAGCAUGAGUACUUGUUUGCCUCCCUUAUUGAUUUUCCUAAUGUAUCCCUCUGCAUGACUUGUUUUAACACAUGGUGUUAUGUUACACAUUUUGGCUAUGAAUUAGGUAUACAACAAGUUGAUGUACAAGAGAUUUAUGUAUCAAUAAAAUGGGCUCAAUUCAG